Messenger RNA from Tetrahymena thermophila SB210, 2318 nucleotides. Its product is annotated as kinase domain protein. The annotation marks the transcript as partial. The transcript has 18 exons. Gene Ontology annotation, molecular function: protein kinase activity; ATP binding; GTPase activator activity. Lineage: Eukaryota; Ciliophora; Oligohymenophorea; Hymenostomatida; Tetrahymenidae. Gene Ontology annotation, biological process: activation of GTPase activity; nucleocytoplasmic transport; protein phosphorylation. Gene Ontology annotation, cellular component: nucleus; perinuclear region of cytoplasm; cytosol. The record is from RefSeq and is a predicted model, not a curated record.
AUGUUUUCUCUUGGUUUAGUGCUAUUAGAGCUAGAUAACAUUCAGACCUUCGAUUUCACAAAAACAACAAAUUAGCAAAAGUUUGAAAUUUAGUUAGGAAAUAUUUUCUCAAGCUUUUAGAUAAAUAGACAAUCUUAAAUUUACAGGAUAGUUAAGCAAUGUAUAGAAUUCGAUCCUAAAAAUCGUACACCUCCAGUAGAUUUACUCAUUCAAUUCAUCGUUUAGAAUCAAAACUACUUAGAUGUCGAGAUUUCUUCCAUAUUAAAUAAGAAAUAACUACUGAAAAAAGCUGAAUAACUCACUUAAAUUUAGAAGAGCGUAGUAGAAAAAUCAAAGAAAUAAGAAAUUGAGCUCCUUUAAAUUUCUUAAAUCUACAAGGAUUAAAAAUUUGAAAUGCUGAUUUAAGAAUUUAAAUAGUUGAAAGAAAAGCCUUUUGAAAUCUUUGAAUAUCAAAUUAUACUUGAUUUACUCUUAAAAAAUACUUAAUAUGAUUCUAAUUUCGAAUUCAUUUCUGUUGGGGCUACUGGCUUAAUUCUUGGAGUCUACAACAAAUCAUAUAAAAGGCACUCAGCUUUAAAAAUCUAGAGAGUUUCAUCCAAACAUGAAAUCGUUAGAGAAAUUGGAAUAAUCAGAGAUUGCUAAAUGCCUCUUGUAAUCAAGUUCUAUGGCUUCUUUUACCUAGAUGUUACAAAGAAAGAGGACUUUGUUGUAUAUGAAAUUGAAAAAUGUUCUGGUAACCUAAAGCAAUACUUUAACAGAUUAAAGAAAGAUAAGAUUUAGCUUAACGAUGAAGAGAAAAUGCAAAUAGCUAUUUAAGUAAUUGAUGUUAUUAACUACUUACAUUACAAUGAUAUUGUCCAUAGAGAUAUUAAACUUGAGAAUAUCCUUUAUAUCGAUGACAAUCAAUCUUAAGUUCCAAUCAUAAAACUAACUGACUUUGAUUAAGCAAGAAAAAUGCAUUAUGAAUUGAUUUAAAUUAAUGAUGAUAUUCUUAAGGACUACAAAUCUAUUAAAGGAGCAUGUGGCACUCUUGGAUACAUAUCACCUGAGAUAUUUAACACCCUAUUAUAUACAUUCUAGAGCGAAAUUUUUUCACUCGGAGUUACUUUAGCUGUAAUAGACAAUUUUGAAACAUUGGAACCGUACCUUAAAUAAAAAAAUCUUGAUUACCUACAUGGCUUUAAAAUUCCAUUCGAACCAAGUCAUCUUGUAACAAAUGAAUUGAUAAAAAGAAACACAAAAAUCUAUGAUAUCAUUCUAAAUACUGUUGUAUUUAAUCAAGAAAAAAGAAAAGAUUUAUACUCUAUUAUGGCUGAUCUUCAUGAAAAUUAUGGAUAUUAAUUUUAUUCUAAAGAAAUUACUUUUUUUUAAAAUAUUCCCUCUCAUUUCGUAUAUUGCAAGAUAGCUUCUUUUGUAUUAUCAAACAAUAUAGGCCCAGAUGGGGCGAAAGCAGUAGCUUCCGAAAUAGCUAAAUGUCCUACUCUCUCCACUUUAAGCCUCUACCUCUAAUCAAACAAUAUAGGCCCAGAUGGGGCGAAAGCAGUAGCUUCCGAAAUAGCUAAAUGUCCUACUCUCUCCACUUUAACCCUUGAUCUUCAAUCAAACAAUAUAGGCCCAGAUGGGGCGAAAGCAGUAGCUUCCGAAAUAGCUAAAUGUCCUACUCUCUCCACUUUAACCCUUGGUCUUGAUGAUAACAAUAUAGGCCCAGAUGGGGCGAAAGCAGUAGCUUCCGAAAUAGCUAAAUGUCCUACUCUCUCCACUUUAAGCCUUGGUCUAUAUGAUAACAAUAUAGGCCCAGAUGGGGCGAAAGCAGUAGCUUCCGAAAUAGCUAAAUGUCCUACUCUCUCCACUUUAAGCCUCUACCUCUAAUCAAACAAUAUAGGCCCAGAUGGGGCGAAAGCAGUAGCUUCCGAAAUAGCUAAAUGUCCUACUCUCUCCACUUUAAGCCUUGGUCUAUAAUCAAACAAUAUAGGCCCAGAUGGGGCGAAAGCAGUAGCUUCCGAAAUAGCUAAAUGUCCUACUCUCUCCACUUUAAGCCUCUGCCUAUAUGAUAACAAUAUAGGCCCAGAUGGGGCGAAAGCAGUAGCUUCCGAAAUAGCUAAAUGUCCUACUCUCUCCACUUUAAGCCUCUACCUCUAAUCAAACAAUAUAGGCCCAGAUGGGGCGAAAGCAGUAGCUUCCGAAAUAGCUAAAUGUCCUACUCUCUCCACUUUAACCCUUGGUCUUGAAUCAAACAAUAUAGGCCCAGAUGGGGCGAAAGCAGUAGCUUCCGAAAUAGCUAAAUGUCCUACUCUCUCCACUUUAACCCUUGGUCUUGA